This is a messenger RNA of Hevea brasiliensis (rubber tree), 1272 nucleotides long. Its product is annotated as disease resistance-like protein DSC1. The record is from RefSeq and is a predicted model, not a curated record. Bases 1 to 1272 code for a protein of 423 amino acids. Lineage: Eukaryota; Viridiplantae; Streptophyta; Magnoliopsida; Malpighiales; Euphorbiaceae. The transcript is spliced from 3 exons.
AUGAGGAAUUGCAAAAGCCUUACAGCUCUUCCAAGUAGCCUGUGUAAUUUGAAGUCUCUUAAAGUUUUUAUAUUGAGUGGCUGCUCAAAUCUUGAAGAAAUUCCUGAUAACAUAGUGGAUAUGACAUCUGUGGAUGUGUUUGAAAUAGCAGGAAUCGGUUCAACAUCAUUGCCAUUAGCUCAGCCAUGGGAUUGUCUUUGCCCUUGGUGGCCAAUGCCUAAGAAACCUACACCUGCCAUGUCCUUUGAGUUGCCUUCUUUAAGAGGCUUUUGUAUUCUUAGGAGACUUAAUCUAAGUCAUUGCGGUCUUACGGAUGCAAUGAUUCCUUAUGAUCUAAGUUGUUUCCCAUUUUUAGAAUAUCUAGAUCUAAGAGGAAAUGAUUUUGUAAGCAUGCCUGAAAGCAUUAGUCAACUCUCUAAACUCUUAGUUGUUCUUUUUAGCAAUUGUAAGAGGAUUCGAUCAUUUCCAAAUAAUCUUCCUUCGGGUCUCAAAGUUCUUAGUAUGGAGGGUUGCUCUUGCUUGGAAACUUCACUAACUACAAGCAUAAGUAGAAAUUUUAAACUUGAAAACCUUCACUUCGUUGAUUGCAAGAAGCUUCAGUCCUUGCGUGAUCUUUCAUCAACCAUUUUACAACUUAGUGCGGAAUGUCUAACUACACAGGAAAGUAUUCCAAAUCCAUUUGAAGCAAGCACUUCAAGAACUUCAUCGUUCACUCUUAUAAAAUGGGGACUCUUUAGUGCAAACACCCUUGUAUCAUUGUGUUUAGCCUCAAGUGAAGUUCCUGUGUGGUUCAACAAUCAAGGCUCGGGGUCUUCAUUAGAAGUGCAGCUACCUCCUUAUUGGUUGAAUUACAGAAGGGCAGGAUUCUGUUUAUCUGGAGUUUUUAGAUUCCAUCAUGAUCAGCUGCCUUCAGUGGAUACUUGUACUGUUGUGUGUGACUUGCAUGCAUACAAUUUGCCGUCGGAACAAAGUUUGUAUCUAGGUCGCUUUACGAUGGAAAUCGCUCAAGAUUUAUGCAUCACUACUGAUCAACUUUGGGUUAGCUUAAUGCCUCUUAGCUCCAUAACUUGUCUAGAUCAGUUGGAAGGAUGUAAUCAACUUAAGGCGUCUUUUUUUUCUGACCAUUUAGAGGUGAAGAAUUGUGGACUUCGUCUAGUAUAUUAUGAGGAUGAAGAUGUAGAAGAAUUAAUGUGGUGCGAUAAGCCUUUUGACGAUUUGGGUCUCCCAGGAAUAACUAUUGCAGAGAUAUUUGCAUUUAUUCACCGUUGUUGA